UACGGGAGGCGGUGGUGCUGAUAAUAUUGUCGCCGGUCGGCGGUCGCGUACUCGCGUCAUCCAAACACUCCGAGUCCGUCGUCUUGCAUUAUUCAUUAGGCGGCUCGCGCUCCACUUUUUUUUCGUCGUCGUUUUUCCGUUUUUUUUCAGCUCCCCCCCGCACCGCGUCGUUCAUAGGCCGCGGGUCGUCAGUCGUAUCCGCCGCGUCGCCGGCCCAUGUACACCGAGUCUACACCGUCGUCAAACAGCAGCCGAAUCGUCGUCCGUCGUCCGUCGUCGUCGACGACCCACGUCCGUUACUGUCGCGCUCACUUGAUCCGCGUCCAUUCCCCCGUCUCGCCGCUGCAGUGCUGCACAGUCGACGGCCCGUCGACAUGAAUCCGUUCACCGAGCUGUUACACCGGGUCGCUCUGCUGGUCCUCACGCCGAAAUGCUACGAAGUGUUCUUCUACGAUUUGGAUUUCUUCAACGGUACUUGUAUAAGAUCUGCUCUCAGUAAAGGUCUUGGAUUUGGAAUAGUUGGUGGAUCUCUUUUAGUCAAACUUCCACAAGUUAUCAAAGUAUGGCAAAGUAAAAGUGCUGUUGGAAUUAGUUUGGUAAAUGUUUGCAUGGAUCUAUUUGCGGUCACGGCAAAUGUUGUAUAUAGCUAUUCUAGUCAAUUUCCAUUCAGUUCAUGGGGUGAUUCAUUAUUCAUAUUAUUCCAAACCCUACUAAUUGUAAUAUUAGUUUUCUAUUAUAACAUAUCCAAGAGGGCGGCUAGUGCUUUUGCAUUCAUUUAUUGUUCUUUAUUGUUUCUUCUCGUAUCUGAUAUUGUUCCAAAUUCCUUCCUUUGGAAUGCACAAUUUAUCAGCAUACCUUUAAUGUUUUAUGGCAAGAUGACUCAAGGUUAUGUGAAUUAUCAAAAUAAAAGCACAGGGCAAUUAUCAAUGGCUACGUGUAUUCUUUUAUUUUUGGGAUCAUCUGUACGAGUAUUCACGUCUAUACAAGAAACUGGAGAUAGCCUUUUAAUUUGGAGUUUUGCUUUGGCAUCUUUUGCCAACUUUAUAAUUGUUACUCAAUUUUACUGCUAUAAAUCAGGGUCACCUGUUAAAACUAAAAAAAAAACAAAAAAAAGUAAAAGAUCAUAAAUAACUUAAUUAACAGGCAUGCCAUUUGUAUUUAACAAUCACUUGUUUACAAAAUAAAAUAGUGUUGUAGUAGAUAACCAGGUUAUUGUCCAGUUUUUUUAGUAAAUCUUUUUAUAAUAACUUAGGUGAUUUCCAUAUAUUUCUUAUAUUGUUUCUAAAUCUAUUUCGAUAAAUUCCAUUAAUGUUUCAGUAAAUUCUGAUCAAAAUUAAUUUAAGAUAGAAAAUUAAUAACUUACUAUUCAUUAUAAUUCGUAUUUUGUAAGGAAGUAUUUGUAAAAUUUUAAUUUAUUCCUUAAAACCAAGUCACAGUUUUUAAUUUAAUUCAUGUGAUAAAAUAAUUAAAAUCCAAUAAAUAUUUUAUUGAAAUUUAUUCUAAGUGCAUUUGAAAAAUUAAACCAAUUAAUUGAAAAUAAGAUUUCCUUUUGUUUAAAUUAUUCAAUUUUAUAAUAUCUCCAUGAUUGUAAUUUAAUUUUAAUGUAUAGAGUACAAAAUGGUUUAUUAAAGUUAUUUCUUAUACCUAAUGGGUAUUAAAUGUUUGGGGAGAGGAUGUAUGUUUUAGGCAGAGAAUUAAUUUAACUAACCCGUCGUUGGUGUUGCUAUGAGUAUUUCGCUCACAAAAUUACCAUUUUUAGAACUACUUGUUUAUAUUUCAUUCGAUUUUGAAUUCUCCAUUGAGUUAUUUACAAAAAUGAUUAUGGAAAAACAUUAAAUGUUAUAAAUAAACUAACAAAGUUAUUAAGUCCAAUGUUGCUGUAUACGUAUAAAUACCGUGUAUUAUGUUGGAGUUGGGCUCGCUGCAGUGGCCGCACGUCACAGAUUUAUUUUAUCAUAUUAUCUUGAUAUUUUAUUAUGUUAUUAUGUAAUUCUAUUAUUAUACUUUAGCACAGUGGUGGCCAAACUUUUUUUACCUCUGGCCCUAAAAACAACUUUUUUUUUACCGCGGGCCAUAACAUUUUUUUUUUUACAUUAAGUCAUCAGAAUUUUAGGUAUAGGUAUAUAAUUUUAUAUUUAACGACGUUUUUAUUGUAAUUAAUAAUUUUAAUGACUUUAUUUAAUACUUAACUUAAUAAUUACUACUAAUGAAAGAAAAUUAAAUCAGCUUACAUUUCAAAAAAAAUUUAUACGGUAAUGCUAUUUAUAUUAUUAAAUGACACUGUAACAACAAAAACGCUACGAUAUGGCGAUACGGAGUUAAAUAUGAAUAAUGUAUACUGUAUUUUUAAUUUUAUUUUUACGUAAAUGUAAAAUAUUAUAUUAUACUUCUUUUGCGGGCCAGAUAUUAAAUGAUGGCGGGCCGUAGUUUGGCCACCACUGCUUUAGUAGUUCAAUAUUGAUAUUAGUCAAUAAUGCGGUAUAUUAAUUUGUACACCCACACGUGUAUUUUAAUAAGAGAGCGAAAUGCUGACAUGACACCAAGGUUGUUAAAAUUUUUACUACACCAACGAUGGGUUAAAUAUUUUAUCUUCUUUUAUAAUAAUAUUUAUAAUCAAAUUUUUACUCACUGAUUUUUUUUUUUAUUUAUACCAUUUUUCAUCAGCUUAAAGAAAUGUACAUUUGUAUCACUUUAUUAAAACUUAAAACAAAUUGAAUUAUAAUUUCAUAUUAUUAUUGGAACAUUAAAAAUUUUAUUUUUACGAGU
Molecule: messenger RNA, 2766 nt
Organism: Aphis gossypii (cotton aphid)
Lineage: Eukaryota; Metazoa; Arthropoda; Insecta; Hemiptera; Aphididae
Product: mannose-P-dolichol utilization defect 1 protein homolog
Exons: 5
Coding region: 375-1127 (250 amino acids)
Biological process (GO): oligosaccharide biosynthetic process
Source: RefSeq, a predicted model, not a curated record